AUGAGCCUGGGGAAGCUGCCGGUGCUCAGCUGGGUGUCAGGCUCCCACGGCAAGCGGCGGCUGAAGUCGGAGCUGACGCCGGACAUGAUCAGCCCACCGCUGGGGGACUUCCGGCACACCAUGCACGUGGGGCGCGGCGGGGACGUCUUCGGGGACACGUCUUUCCUCAGCAACCAUGGCGGGGACGGCGCGGCCAAGGCCCACGGCUUCUUUGCCCGCACGCUGCGGCACGUCCGGCGGGCGCCGCUGCGGGGCCGCGGCAGCGUGGACCAGGCGUCGGCGUCACCGGCCCCGCCGCCCGUCUCGCCCAUCAUCAAGAACGCCGUCUCCCUGCCGCAGCUCAACGAGGGCUUGUACGAGAGCGGCGGCACUCGGCCCUUGACCAGCAAGUUCUCCUUCAAGAGCGGCUCCAACAGCUUCUCCAAAACUCACCAGGCCUACGGGCUAGAGUCUGGGUUUUGCACCAUUCCUCGUGUCCCUCGCUUGGAAAAGGCCCAGGAGGGUGCCUUGCCUGGGGAAGAAGAGCUGAAGCAGUCAGACUCACUGCUGUCCUUCCGCCUGGAUCUGGGGCCCUCCCUGAUGAGCGAGCUCCUCCAGGUGAUGAGCUUCUCCGAAACCAAUGGAGGAGAGGCAAGGGAGGAUGACUCAGACCUCCCAUGUAGUGAUGGGACCAACGAUGGGGUCCUUCUGGCCUCAGGGGAAUCCCACGGAGAGGACAAGGCAACCUUCAGCUUCUGGGAGCACUCUGGGCAAAGCGGCCUGUCUGGGGCCAGCUCCUUGCCAGGACUGUCAGUCCAUGCCAAUGGAGAGGCACAUGCCAUCGAGGACCCUGCCUGGGCAUCAGGGCCAGGGGCAGUGCCCAGAGGCACCACAUGGCAGGGGCACUGGAAUGACUGCACCAUCGAUACAGAAGAGUUUGACCGGGCAGCCCAGGUCCUGGCUCGUCAUUACGGUGGCACCAGCACCCCACGGAGCUCGGAGAAGGGCGAGGGUCCCCGGCAGGCCCGGACGCAGACCCCCUGGGAGAGCCCCAGCAGCAGCUCCUGGAGGUCACAAGUGACAGGGGAAAGCCAGUCCUCUGAGGCCACCUGGAACCAAGGAGAAGAGGAAGAGGAGGAAGCCAGGCUCUGUGGCCUGCAGGAAGGGUAUGCUGGUGCCCGGGUGGGGCGCAGCAAUUCUUUUGAGUAUGCCGAUGAGGAGGAGGAGGAUGAAGUCAAGGUGUGA
Messenger RNA from Indicator indicator, 1224 nucleotides. RefSeq names its product CDC42 effector protein 1 (gene CDC42EP1). The transcript has 2 exons. Lineage: Eukaryota; Metazoa; Chordata; Aves; Piciformes; Indicatoridae. The record is from RefSeq and is a predicted model, not a curated record. Bases 1 to 1224 code for a protein of 407 amino acids.